This is a messenger RNA of Acipenser ruthenus (sterlet), 1629 nucleotides long. RefSeq names its product probable E3 SUMO-protein ligase RNF212. The coding region runs from base 225 to 1220 and encodes 331 amino acids. Gene Ontology annotation, molecular function: SUMO transferase activity. The record is from RefSeq and is a predicted model, not a curated record. Gene Ontology annotation, biological process: protein sumoylation; homologous chromosome pairing at meiosis; reciprocal meiotic recombination. The transcript is spliced from 14 exons. Lineage: Eukaryota; Metazoa; Chordata; Actinopteri; Acipenseriformes; Acipenseridae. Gene Ontology annotation, cellular component: synaptonemal complex.
UGUUCCCCAGCCACUCUCGGGCGUUGGCGGAGCUGAUAUUCAUACCGCGUGCACACGAGGUCACAUGGAGGCGGAAUCAGUCUGUUUGGUUUUUGAAGUGAGGCAGUAUUUAAAAACGAGUUUUUUUUUUUUUUAAAACUUAGUUGAUGUGGUUGUUAGUGACUAAAACAUCGAUAUCAACUAUCGGUUUCAACCUUCCACAAGCAGAUUGUACAACAGCAUAGAUGUCCAGCUGGAUUCAUUGUAAUGUCUGUUUUCAUCAGCCUGGUGCAAACCGUAGAUUUGCAGUUACGAACUGUGGGCAUAUCGUUUGUGAGAUUUGUUUCCAGAAAGGAAAGAAAGACCAGUGUAUUAUUUGUAAAGCACAGUGUCGUGUUAUGCCACUUUCAGACAAAAGUAGUUCUGAAGUCAAAGCUCUUUUCACUGACAUUGACGCAAUUUCCAAGAAAUAUUCCUCAGAGAUAACAAAGAUUUUAGAGUUUCAGGGGAAACAUAAGAAAAGGAUACUAGCAUACUACAAGCAAAAGAGUUCAGUGUUGGAAGUGUCCCUGCUGAAGGUGAAACAAGAUAUACAACAACUAAACAAGGGGUCAAUAAUUAAAAUGUAUUUUCAAAGGAAAGUUGCUGAACAGAAGUUCUACAUUGCUAAACUAGAAAGUUCGUUGCAGCUUCAAAGUUUGAGAACAUCGCAGUACUCCUCUCGAAUGUCUCCUGCUGUUGUAAACCCCAUGUCAACACCUUUAGGUAAUCAGAUGCCAUUUUCCUCACUGAAACUCUCACGGCCAUCAUCUUCUGACAUACUGGGAGAAAAAGAAGUGGAUAUGCGACCACCAUUAAGAAAAAAACAACCUGACAUUUCAGCAAGUAAUUCCAGGUUAUCUUUAAUAAGUCCACCUCAAGAUGGGUGUAUGGGUGUUGUUCCUUACAGAGUGGCUAGUCAGAGUUGUCUAGUGUCCAGUCAGGCUAACCGGCCUGUGCCAGUAAGAGACAGACCUCUUGGUCCAUUGGUGCCUGGACAUGGACUUCCUAACAACACAAUGUCAUCGUCACAAGGAUACAGAACAGGGGAGUUGUCCUCACAAAUGUACAGAUCCGGGGAGCCGUGGAAUGGCUCUGGUUUCAGAAACCCGAUGCCUUACAACUCCUCACAGACAUCCCUGCAGACAUUAAGAACUCCCAUCAGCAUCCCCGGCCUUCUGCACAGUAAGCAAAUAAGAUAAACACAGGCAGGAUUUGAACCUGUGGCAGACAUGAAGAAACAAUGGGCAUAAGGUCAACAUGUUGAAGCAGCAACUGUAUCUAUUGUUAAAUUAUUCUUAAUGAAUUAGACAUACAGAUGUAAGAAUAUGUAUGUGUGUUUUUCUAAUAAGCGUCAAAGUGCCAAUACUGCGGUACUGGACAUUCUUACUUUUGAAAAUGCAAGACUUCUUGUAUUCCACACCCUUAUGUUCAGUUCAGUUCAGUUAUCUUGUGGUUCUGGGUGAAUUAUUUUUUUUUGUUUGUUUGUUUAUUAAUUUAUUUUUUAUGAUAAAUUCAUUUUCUUUUAACAGAAGAACAUAUUUAAACAAGACGUAUUUUUUCUUGUACAUUCUGUAUAUUAUAAGGCUGAAUAAACAUUUAGAUAAACUA